Molecule: messenger RNA, 5280 nt
Organism: Cimex lectularius (bed bug)
Lineage: Eukaryota; Metazoa; Arthropoda; Insecta; Hemiptera; Cimicidae
Exons: 33
Coding region: 15-5198 (1727 amino acids)
Biological process (GO): chloride transmembrane transport
Cellular component (GO): plasma membrane
Molecular function (GO): protein dimerization activity; chloride channel activity
Source: RefSeq, a predicted model, not a curated record
CAGUUUACAUUGUUAUGCAGGAAGGAGGGAUGUCAUUGAAGAAAUGUCGGCGCUACGGAGAAAGGUUUGAGCUUACUGGUGCUGACUCAAAAAACUACGGGAGCUUCGGGGAUCAAGACAGACAAAUAAUUCUCCAGACAACCGAAGAUGAAGACUCCGACAGUUUUGCCCUAAGAGAAUUCAGUUCUAUUAGCACAACAAAACAGAUUCUUUUCAAAGAUGGGAAAAGCAAGGUUGAUUUUGUCAUCGUGUAUGAAACAGUCAGUAACAACUCUUCGCAAUCUGGACUCAAUGAUAAAAAAUAUUCCAAACAUGAACAGUACAGAGAACGAUUCAUGGCGACUCUCCGGAAUGCCGGCCUGGAGAUGGAAGAAGAGAUAGUAUCAAGUUCGAAUAGAAAAUUAGUUUAUUUUAUUAAGAUUCAUGCCAAAUGGCCUACACUGUGUCAUUAUGCAGAACAACUAAAUAUGAGAGCACCUCUUCAGAUUAACCAAGAACAACACGAGUUGUAUCCGAGGCCGUCAAUGAACUGGUCAGCAGAUAUUCUGCAUAAAAUAAGGCUUCCAAACAUAAUGGAUCAGGAUGUGCCUAAUGAACCAAAACAUUACUAUACUUGUCCUUUCAGGAACUCAAAGAUUGAUAGGUUUUUAGGGCAUGAAAAUCAUGAAUCAUUUUUUUCUGAUACCCAGAGAAGUAGAAUAGUCUAUGAAAUUCUAUCAACUGCGGUGUUUGGGAAGAAAAAGAAAGGCGAGAUUGGAAUUGGAAGGCUAAUUGAGGAAGGAGUCUUUUCCUCGGCUUUUCCCUUACAUGAUGGUUCAUAUGAAGUGAAAGGCAAUAUCCAUAAAGAUUUAAUGAAUCGGCGGCAGGUCCUGUAUCAAUAUUGGGCAAGAUGGGGUUGCUGGUACAAGUACCAGCCACUUGACCAUAUCAGAGAAUAUUUUGGUGAAAAAAUCGCCAUUUAUUUUGCCUGGCUUGGUUUUUACACCGGAUGGCUUCUUCCUGCAGCAAUAGUUGGUGUCCUUGUAUUUUUGUACGGCAUCGCAACAAUGCACUCAAAUAAAAUUGCCAAAGAGGUGUGUGAAAGCCAUGGCUCUUUUCUCAUGUGCCCUUUAUGUGAUGAAAAUAUAGGUUGCAAGUAUUGGGAUCUAAGCGAUAUAUGCGGCUAUGCAAAACUGGCCUACCUUUUUGACCAUCCUCUUACAGUAUUUUAUGCAGUUUUUGUCUCAUUCUGGGCUGUAACAUUUCUGGAGUACUGGAAGAGAAAAUCAGCAUCUCUAGCACAUCACUGGGAUUGCAUGGGCUUCCAAGAUGAAAUUGAAAGGCCACGUCCAGAAUUUGCAGCAAAAGCACCUUUCCAGGAAAGAAACCCAGUGACAGGCAUUCAAGAGCCUUCGUUUCCAAAAUCCCAGAGGCAUAAGAGAGUUGCAGCAGGAAUAGGAAUUAUUUUUAUCAUGAUUGCUUUGGUAAUCAUUUUUAUAGUAGCUGUAAUUAUAUACAGGGUACUUGUAUCAAUACCUCUUUUUCAAAAUGCGACAUUUCGCUCUCAAGCACAAGCAAUAGCAAACAUGUCUGGUGCAGUGGUUAACCUGUUUAUAAUUAUGGGUAUGAGCAGAGUGUAUGAAAACUUGGCAUACCGGCUAACAUCUUGGGAAAUGCACCGAACACAGACAGAAUUCGACGAUAACUUGACAUUCAAAGUAUUUCUUUUCCAGUUUGUUAAUUUUUAUUCUUCCAUCUUUUACAUAGCAUUUUUCAAAGGGAGAUUUGUCGGAUAUCCUGGAAACUACACGCUGAUAUUAAGGUUGAGAAAUGAAGAUUGUAGUGCAGGUGGAUGUCUAAUUGAGUUAUCCCAGCAGCUUGCAGUCAUUAUGAUAGGCAAACAAAUGAUAAAUAAUGCUCAAGAAAUAUUACUUCCAAAGUUUAAAGCUUGGUGGCACAACAGAAAGGUCAAAUUAACAAAGAAAAAGAAAAGAUUGAGGUGGGAGGAGGAUUAUCAGUUGGUUGACAAUGAGGGGCUAUUUGAGGAAUACUUGGAAAUGGUAUUGCAAUUUGGAUUCAUCACUAUAUUUGUAGCUGCAUUUCCUCUUGCCCCCUUAUUUGCACUAUUAAAUAAUUGGGUUGAAAUUAGAUUAGAUGCUCAAAAGUUUGUUUGUGAAACAAGAAGAACAGUAGCUGAAAGGGCAGAAAAUAUUGGAAUAUGGUUUACGAUAUUAAAUAUGCUAGCUCACUUAGCUGUAAUUAGCAAUGGUUUUUUAAUAGCCUUCACUUCAGAAUUUCUUCCAAAAAUUGUGUACCAGUAUGACUACGACUGGAAUUUAGAAGGAUACAUAAACUUUACAUUGGCGUUUUCGCCAAAUGGGACAUUAAAGCAGAGAUGUAGAUACCGAGGUUUGAGAGACAAUGAAGGAAAUCUCACCCCCUUUUUCUGGCGAUUAUUAGCUGUUCAAUUAUCAUUUGUGAUUGUUUUUGAGCAUGUUGUGUUUGGGAUCUGCAGGCUUAUUGAUGUAAUGGUUCCAGAUAUUCCAGAGAGCCUUGAGCUGAAAAUAAAACGUGAACGGUUUUUAGCAAAACAGGCCCUACAGGAUUCCGACACAAUCAUGAAGGUAGCAGCUGGGAUAGAAGACAUGGAGGAAAGGGAAAGAUCUAGGAAAAUGGUUCUAGACUUAACAGCUGAGCUCGGCAGUGACAAUGAUGCUCAACCGCAGCCUGGCUCAUCCAAUAUUUCAGUCGUCAACCGCAGCGAACAGACGAUAAAUGAGAAUUCUCAGUCACCAGAGCUGAACCCACCCAGAAAAUCAUACACAAUGAGAGUAGAGGCGACAGUCAUGUUUAGAGAUGGGCACAAAAAAAUUGAUUACAUUAUAGUAUAUGAGGAAACUCCAAAGGUCCAAGGAUCAAAGAAGUCAACUAAGGCGGACAAUAGGGAGGCUUUUCUAUCGAAAUUAGAAAAUCUUGGGCUUUCCCUAGAAAAGGAAAGGGUUUCUGUCUCGGAGAAAACUAUAUGCUUUGUCAAAAUUUUUGCAGAAUGGAGCGUUCUCUGCCAUGUUGCGGAAUAUCUCAGUAUGAGAGCUCCACUUAUGGUAAAGGAUGAUACUCCUCAGACAUUCUUAGGAAAAGUUUUUUGCCAUUGCUUUCGCAACAAUGCACCAAAUAAACCUGUUCAGUUUUACACUACUAUAUUUAGAGCUGAAAAAAUAGACAGUUUUUUGGGAAGUGAUAAUCAAAAUACAUUUUUCAAAGAAACACAGCGGAUAAGAGUUGUUGAUGAAAUCGUAAGAACUCUAAUUUAUGGGAACAAGAAAAAGUAUGAAAUCGGUCUUGACAGGUUGAUAAAGGAAAAGGCUAUUUCUGCUGGAUAUCCACCUCACGAUGGGCCUUACCUAGCAGAUCUUAAAUCAGACCGCAGUAUAUGGAACAAAAGGCAAAUUCUGUACUACUAUUGGGCAAGGUGGAAAUGCUUUUUCACACUUCAACCCACUGAACACAUAAGAGAAUAUUUUGGAGAAAAAGUUACCCUUUAUUUUGAAUGGCUAGGAUUUUAUACAGUAUGGCUAGUUCCUGCUUCGUUAGUUGGAAUUUGUUCAUUUAUGUAUGGAUUUAUCGCUUCCAAAAAUAAUAAAAUAAUACAAGAAGCAUGUGACAGUACCUCAUUUUUGAUGUGUCCAGGGUGUGAUGAAAAUUCUGGCUGUAGCUACUGGGAACUGAGUUCCACAUGUUUUUACACAUAUUUGUCUGUUUUCUUUGAUAAUCACGUAACAGUGAUUUAUUGCAUUUUUAUUUCUAUAUGGGCAAUCAUUUUUCUUGAAUUUUGGAAAAGAAAGUCUGCUAGUUUAGCACACGAGUGGAAUUGUUUAGGAUAUGUGAGUGAUGUUGAAAUGCCUAUGGCAAAUUUUAUAGUUAAGGCAAUCGAUGUUGAAAAAAACCCUGUUACUGGGGCCUGGCAACCAGCUUUUCCUAAAUCUAUAUCCACUUUCAGAGUUGUAAUAGGAUUUGUACUACUUUAUGUCAUGAUAAUCAUGAUGAUUAUAUUAUUGAUCGGAGUUGGGAUCUUUUGUAAUCUAAUAUCAAAAUCAUUAAGACAUAUUGGAGUAAAUAAUUCUCUAAUACGCAUGACAUCAGCUCUCACGGAGCAUUUUCUUGGUAUUAUUUGUAUAUUAGCGGCGGGUAAAUUAUAUACCUGGAUGGCAUACCAUCUGACUAAAUGGGAAAUGCACAGGACACAAACCCAAUUUGACAAUCACUAUAUUUUCAAAGUAUUUUUAUUCCAGUGCAUCAAUUAUUAUUCACCUCUAAUAUACACAGGGUUUUUUAAAGGGAAGUUUGUUGGCUAUCCUGGAAAUUAUUUAACAGUCGCAGGAAUGAGGCUUGAGGAAUGCAGUAAUGGUGGGUGCUUUGUUGACUUAACUAUACAAUUUGUGGUAUUUGUAGUAGGAAAACAAAUAAUAACCAAUGGUCUGGAAAUAUUAACUCCAGUAAUAACAAAACCAUGGACCAAAUUACAGGUGAGGUUUUCUGGAAACACUUGGGACCAAGAUUUUCAGUUAGAAAACCAUCCAAAGCUUUAUGAUGAAUAUUUUGAGAUGGUAAUGCAGUAUGGAUUUAUCACAAUAUUUAGUGCCGCAUUUCCCUUAAUUCCAGCAUUUGCGCUUUUGAACAAUCUGUUUCAAAUACGAAUUAAUGCACAAAAAUUUUUAUGCUAUUCAAGAAGGCCCAUUCCUCAUUGGGCGGAAUCAUUAGGCAUAUGGGUUCACAUCUUACAAUUUCUUUCUUACGUUGCUGUUGUCAGCAAUGCAGUGUUAAUAGCAUUUACAUCAGACUUUAUCCCACGAUUAGUAUAUCAAUAUGACAAUAGUGGGUGUUUAAAAGGAUACGUAAAUUUCACAUUGGCUUAUUCUCCAAAAGGCAGUUUAACAAAAGAAUGCAGAUAUCAAGACUUUCGUGACAGAAAUGGAUUUAAAACCGUAUUCUAUUGGCGAAUUUUGGCAAUGAGAUUUCUGUUCAUAAUUAUUUUUGAGCAUUUUGUAUUUGGGAUUUUAUAUCUAACAAAACGCUUAAUACGAGACAUUCCCAAGAAGGUUGAACUAAAAAUGAAAAGGGAGCAAUUCCUAGGAAAGCUAGCGUUGCAGAAAACUGGUGCAAAAGUUUUGAAUCAAACAGCUAUGGGCAAUGAACGUGAAUCAGUUCCUUAUGAAACAUAAACAUAAUCAACCAUGUUAUAAAACGAAACAAAUAUUUUAUAACAUGCUGUAAACCAUGUUUAAAUAAAAACAUACAAUUGGA